AUGGCUAUAUGGUCAGAUGGUCAGAGUAUCAUCAGAAACAAUCUCUAUGGUUUGGGAGAGAACACAACCACAUGGAAUCAAGCUGUAACCUGGUGGCGAGGCUUCUGCCAUGCUGUUCUGUUGCUCAAUAGCAAUGGAAUGGAUGUUUUCUACACUGGAAAUUCUCUCACUUACAAGAUUAUCGAAGGUGUUUUCGACUUUUAUUUCUUUUCCGGGCCUAGUCCUCUUAAUGUUGUUGAUCAGUACACUACCUUAAUUGGCAGACCAGCUUCAAUGCCUUACUGGGCUUUUGGUAUAACUCAUCUUCUUCUGUUUCUUACAUUGCGUAUUGUACUUGGGAAGUAUACAAUUUAG
Messenger RNA from Sphenostylis stenocarpa, 354 nucleotides. The record is from the annotation of a GenBank genome assembly. NCBI's taxonomy places the organism in Eukaryota, Viridiplantae, Streptophyta, Magnoliopsida, Fabales, Fabaceae.